Molecule: messenger RNA, 795 nt
Organism: Funneliformis geosporum
Lineage: Eukaryota; Fungi; Glomeromycota; Glomeromycetes; Glomerales; Glomeraceae
Source: the annotation of a GenBank genome assembly
AUGAUCGGAGUACCUUGGACGGGAAUUACGUGUAAAAUUUACGGAUUUUUCGAUGCGUUCAUCGUUUCCAUGAGCGUAAUCUUAGUUGCUCUCGUCGCCAUUAGAACUUAUUUAAAAGUGAUUUUGAAUUUUUAUCUUGACACCGGAAAAUAUGAUCAUAGGCAGGUGGACACUUUGCGUUUUGUUUUUCCUGUAUUGGAUUCGAUUCUUAUGGACCCUCAAAAUAUUGGUGCUGGAGCUCACCGGGGAAAUGUUACAGCAAUAUUAUGUAUCUUUUGUUAUAGCUGUAUAAUUUAUACGAUAACGACUGUGGAAAGACCUGAUGGUAUCGGUAUUAAUGAUGUACAACAAAAAAUUGCCACCAAAAAGAUUUUAGCCUAUACUUUUAAUUUUCUAAUUCAAUGGGUACCUACUUUACCAUUUAUUCUUGGGGUAGCCCGAGGAAAUGAUUCGUUAUGGGUUUAUUAUCUCUUCAUUAUCUCUGUUAACGUUGGAAGCAUAGCAAAUGCCAUACAAUAUAUUUGGCAAGAAGGAUUCAGCAUAUCCGAAAAUCAAAAUCAAAUUAUUUUGGAAUCGUCAAGUAAGAUUUACAUGAAUUCACAAAAGAAUUUUAAAAGAAAAAAUUCAAAGAAAAAAUUUAAUGAAGAAAUUAAUAUUGAAUUAGGAUCUCAUAAUAGUGACAGUACUAGUGGUAUUGGAAUCGAUGGAACUUCACAUAUUUCUGUAAAUAUUAAAAUGAAGGAUUUGGAAAAGGUUAAAUGCGUUGAUAAAAAUUUCAUAAUAAGAGGGAUUUGA